Messenger RNA from Saprolegnia parasitica CBS 223.65, 300 nucleotides. RefSeq lists its product as hypothetical. Lineage: Eukaryota; Oomycota; Saprolegniomycetes; Saprolegniales; Saprolegniaceae. The coding region runs from base 1 to 300 and encodes 99 amino acids. The record is from RefSeq and is a predicted model, not a curated record. The transcript has a single exon.
AUGGACUCGACGCAUCGUUGGUUGACACGCUUUUGGCCACGGAGCUGUACGACAUUGCACUUGUGGCGUUUGCUAAACAGUCGACCGACGACGACGACGAAGAUGACGAAGAUGACUAUGCUUACGAGCCCAAGAUUGAAAACAAAGUCGCUGCGUGCACGCCGCACCCACGGUGUCAGAUCCCCGCCGACGUUGUUGCGGCACUUAUUGGUAGCUGCGUCGACAUGGUUCUCUGUGACGGCACGUCAUUGGACGACGACGAGUUUAAGUGCCCGCCGGUCGCGCUCGUCUUUUGGCUGA